Messenger RNA from Lachnellula hyalina, 618 nucleotides. RefSeq lists its product as uncharacterized. The transcript has 2 exons. The coding region runs from base 1 to 618 and encodes 205 amino acids. NCBI's taxonomy places the organism in Eukaryota, Fungi, Ascomycota, Leotiomycetes, Helotiales, Lachnaceae. The record is from RefSeq and is a predicted model, not a curated record.
AUGAAACGCGUUUCCGCCAUUGCUUUUAUAGCCCUCGCAAGCUGCGCAACAGCUGCAAUUCCAGAUUGCGCCGUUAAGUGUCUGACCGAUGCUAUCUCUUCGUCUACUACUUGCGGCGCAUCCGAUCUGAAAUGCCAAUGCGACACCGCAAACCAGGCCAAGAUCCAGGCUGGCGCUACCCCUUGUGUUAUCGGGGCUUGUCCCGAUCCCUUAGCUGUUCUUUCCGCUGCUCAGUCUGAUUGCGCCGCCGCUACUGCUGGAGGUGGCUCUUCGUCAGCCGUUGCAACAAGUGCAAGCUCAGUGGCGCCAACUGUCACCUCCAGUGAUACCACAACUGCUUCUUCGGCUUCAGCAUCUGCUGCUACACCUUCGAGCACCUUGACAUCAUCCACCGAGGUCUCGAAUUCGACUGUGACCAGCUCGUCAUCCGUGACCAAGGUAGUACCUCCUUUCGCCCCCGCUACUGGGAGCUCUUCCUCUGCUACUGGGAGCUCUUCCUCUGUUGCUGGAGGCUCUUCCUCUGCUGCUGCUGCCUCAAGUACCGCCGCCGCGGGCCAGCUUGUUGCGGGAGCCGGAGGUGUGUUGGCCGCUGGCAUGGCCAUUUUUGCAGCGUUGUAA